AUGGCCUCCAAUAAAACUACAUUGCAAAAAAUGGGAAAGAAACAGAAUGGAAAGAGUAAAAAAGUUGAAGAGGCAGAACCUGAAGAAUUUGUGGUGGAAAAAGUGCUGGACCGACGUGUGGUGAAUGGGAAGGUGGAGUAUUUCCUGAAGUGGAAGGGAUUUACAGAUGCUGACAAUACUUGGGAACCUGAAGAAAAUUUAGAUUGUCCAGAAUUAAUUGAAGCAUUUAAUUCUCAAAAAGCUGGUAAAGAAAAAGAUGGCACAAAAAGAAAAUCUUUAUCUGACAGUGAAUCUGACGACAGCAAAUCAAAGAAGAAAAGAGAUGCUGCUGACAAACCAAGAGGCUUUGCCAGAGGUCUUGAUCCGGAACGAAUAAUUGGUGCCACAGACAGCAGUGGAGAAUUGAUGUUUCUUAUGAAAUGGAAAGAUUCAGAUGAGGCUGACUUGGUGCUGGCAAAAGAGGCAAAUAUGAAAUGCCCUCAAAUUGUAAUUGCAUUUUAUGAAGAGAGACUAACUUGGCAUUCUUGUCCAGAAGAUGAAGCUCAGUAAUUGUUUGCAUUGUUUUUUAUAUAUAUUUAUAUAUAUAUAAAAUCUGGGUCUUGGUUUUUUUUGUUUUGUUUUGUUUUUGAUUUAUUAGUGUGAAGAAUAACUACAUGCUAAUGAAAAUCAAGUUUGAUAUGUUUUGAAGUAGUAUUGGGGGAGUUAUUGGGGGUUUUGGGUUUUUUUGUUGUUGUUGUUGUAUCAAUAGCACUGGUUACGUUGAACAAAUAAAUAAAAGCUUUCUAGUUGCUUCAUUUAUCAG
Orycteropus afer afer is the source of this 802-nucleotide messenger RNA. RefSeq names its product chromobox 3 (gene CBX3). Gene Ontology annotation, biological process: chromatin organization; negative regulation of transcription by RNA polymerase II. Gene Ontology annotation, cellular component: nucleus; pericentric heterochromatin. Gene Ontology annotation, molecular function: chromatin binding. NCBI's taxonomy places the organism in Eukaryota, Metazoa, Chordata, Mammalia, Tubulidentata, Orycteropodidae. The record is from RefSeq and is a predicted model, not a curated record.